AUGGCCAAAAGAAAAACAGAAGCCAAGGAAGAAAAGCCUGUUAAAAAGCCCGUUAAGGCAAUUCCAGAAACCCAAUACUCCAUAUGUGUUCCAUCUACUAUAAUAUCAGCCGCAAAUGCUAAGAAUUUAGAACAAAUAACAUUUAUUGCAUAUCAAAUAGCCAAAGCUGCUACUAUUUAUAACGUAGCUGAAAUUGUGGUAUUAGACGUACCCUCGUCAUCCAAGAAACAAGAGCUUGCAGAAAAAGAGGCUACCAAGGUCGUAGAAUUAGGCAGUAACAAAGGUGGUAAAAAAAUCAAGUUCAACUUCAGCGAUGAGGAUAUAGUGAAGCCAAGCGUUGAAAAAACAAAAGAACCCGAGACUCCUACGGAUCUCUCGUCUGAUAUUAAUGAAAACAACACUUUGCUUUUCGCUACUUUGUUGCAGUACUUCAUGACACCCCCAUAUUUGGUCAAAUCAGUCUUUGCAAAUAACCAAUUCAGCACUAAGUUCAAAUAUGCCCAAAAACUUCCCAAAAUAUCGACCCUCCCAUUCAUGUCCAAUAAUGAAGUCUCCAAAGACUUCAAAGAAGGUCUCACUAUCCUCAAGGCAACGCCAAAAGUCACUAAGAAAAACAAAAAGGUCAGUGCAUUGAAAAAAUUGUCCGUCACCAAAUACGUCAAUAUUGGCGACGCAGAACCGUUCGUAUUGGACCACGAAGUCCCCGUAAAUGUCAGAGUCACAGUGGACUUAAAGAACAGAAAAAUCGUCUCUCCUCUCCAGGCCUACGGCUUGAUCGGCUGCAAACUGUCCUUCGGAUACCAUGUCAGGUACUGUGCAAACUUCAGCUCCAUUUUCACCCAAAGCUCAUUCCCAGAAGGCUACACCUCCACCAUUUACGUCAACUGCGACGAUUACUUCAACUCCAACGACACAAUUGAAGCCAGAAACUCCAUAAACAAAAACCCUGACCUCUCGUCCAAAGACGGGAAGAUUCUCCUACUUUUCGGUAACUACAAAGAUUUAGACUAUAGUUUCCAGAACGACAAAGCCAACUUGCCCGGCGUUGAAAAUGUGUCCCAGAUGUUUGACGGCGAGUUGCCAGUCCCAAAAGGCGUAAAAGUGGAAGAUGCUACGCUUAUCAGUCUCGCGAAGGUACACCACUAA
Debaryomyces fabryi is the source of this 1146-nucleotide messenger RNA. RefSeq names its product putative methyltransferase. NCBI's taxonomy places the organism in Eukaryota, Fungi, Ascomycota, Pichiomycetes, Serinales, Debaryomycetaceae. The coding region runs from base 1 to 1146 and encodes 381 amino acids. The transcript has a single exon. The record is from RefSeq and is a predicted model, not a curated record.